AUGACGCUCGCCGUUCUCCGCAGCCUCCACGCCAUUAUCGGAGAUGCCAUCGACGACAUCGAGCGCGUCUAUAGUACCCAUGGCUACACGAUGGAUCCUAGUGCUCCACAAUCUCAAGAGGAAGAUCAACAAUCGUCAAAUCAGGCUCCUGGUCCAGAAAACGAUAAUCCGAUACCUAAACCAGGGCACAAGUCCUCGACCUCAACCUCGCAUGCAUAUGCCUCUCCACCGCCAUCGCCAGCCUUGGCUACAUCGCCGCAUUAUUUUCUUCAUUCUACCACGUCCCAGACCGCCCAUAACAUCGAUUUUCCGUCACUGGACGCCCCUUGCGACCCAACAUCGUUGUCGGAACAGCUGACGUCGCAUCCGACGGUUGGUGCUGCUAUCAGUCGCAUCGCUGCCGCUGCGGGACAGCUAGCAGCCACGGUGCAAGUGCCCUUUCUUACGAUAUGUGACUCCGUCAUGGGGUACCAUCUCCCAUCGUGCAUGCGUCUGUUAGAGGCUUCGCAUGUCGCUGAAAUACUACAUGAAGCCGGACCAGAGGGAUUGCACGUUCAGGCCAUCUCCGAUAAGAAUGGUGUCUCUGCUUCAAAGCUCGCUCACACCCUUCGAUUGUUGGCUACUCAUCAUAUCCUCCGAGAGGUGUCUCCUGACGUCUUCGCACUCAAUCGGAUAUCGUCCCUGGUUUACUCUGGUAAAACCUUCGCAGAACUGCAGGGAUACCAGUCUGAAGGAAGGCCAGAACUCAAAUAUUCAGAAACGAACGGCAUAGCAGCAUUUGUCGGUCUUUGCUCCGACGAAUGCUACAAGUCAUCCGCGUAUAUGACCGAAGCCUACUUCCUUUCGCCCUCGAAGGAAACACGCGAGGGCUCCGACCCAGCCAAGGCCCCGUUCUGCUUCGCUUUUGAUACCGUCAAGAGUGGCACCGGGUUCUUCGGUUGGCUUGAGGGUGACGCGGACUUCGCGGGCUUUGGUUCGAGGAAAGCGACGGACGUUGAUGACAGUAUCGAGACAGGAAAAGGUGCAAUCCUACCACCUACACCCAUCUCCGCAACCUUCGGACGGAAGUCUCCGAAGACACCAAAGACGCCUAUCACGCCCGACCGGCCGCCUCGUCCCCGACGGGACACCCUCCGUAGCCAACCCGGCCUGACCCCCAGCCUACGCAGGCAAUCGAGUCACCCGAGUCCUUCGUCGCCGACUGACCCCCUAUCACCUCCUCGGCCGAGGAUCGAGACUGACCUGCCGCGACUUCAGAGGGCGUCAGAAACGAAUGUAGAUACGAAUUCGAAUAGAUUCAGAUUGGCGAGAUUUGGGAAGGCAAUGACUGGCACGGAUGGGUGGGAGGUGCCUGGCGCGGUGCUCAAUGGUUUCGACUGGCACUCCCUCCCUCAUGGGAGCGUCGUUGUCGAUGUCGGUGGAGGUAUCGGCUCGACGAGCAUGUUGCUCGCGACUGCGUUCUCGUCCCCAUCUGGUGAAGACGACGGACUGGGUCUCAAGUUCGUCAUUCAGGACCGACCGGUGGUUUGUGAGAUGGGCGAAAAGGCCUGGAAAGCGAAAUGUCCAGAACUGCUAGAAUCAACAGCCAGGUUCCAAGUUCACGAUUUCUUUACUCCCCAACCGAUCAAGGACGCCGCCGUCUUUCUCCUACGCGUUGUCCUACACGAUUGGCCCGACGACUUCGCUCGCAGGAUACUCUUCCACCUUCGUGAAGCAGCUACCCCAGACACCAAGCUCCUUAUAGCGGAUUUUGUCCUUCCUCUAGCUUGCCCAGACAUUGUCGGCCCCACAGAUGGGAAAGAAGAUUGCCUGGAGGGCAUCGAGGGUGUAGAGAGCAUCCUGGCGCCGUCGCCACUGUUGCCAAAUCUGGGCAAGGCGAGUGCAAAUGUGUAUUGGAUGGACAUGACGAUGCAGGUCAUGUUCAACGCGCAAGAGAGGACGCUUCGAGAGACGGUGGCACUUGCCCGCUCCGCAGGAUGGAAGGUGGUCAAGGUCACCAAAGCAACUGGUUCACUAUUUGGGCACAUCGUCGCUGUUCCUGUUGAUAUUCCACCAGAGACCAUUGAAGAACAACGGGCGGUCAUUCUUCCCUCCAUCGACAGCUUUGGAGCGCCAUCUUCUCCAACGUCGCCGGCAGAGGAUGCCAUCAGCCAGCCUGGACCGUCAAGCACCAGUGUGCUCAAGGACCGCCGGGAAGAGAUGGAGCACAGCGUCAAGGCGAAGCGAUAUUGUAGCGAUAUGGAGAUGGCUGGACGUGCAAGUUCUCGCUGUGGCACGCCGACAUUCGGUUCUCGAAUGCGUCUUUCGUCCGCUGAGGAGGCUCUGUCACGAUUUGGCGGCGGAGUGGGACGCUCGAGAGGGACGAACAGGAACAUCUCGACUCCUUUUGGGUCGACGUUCGGUCACCCACCCCCGCCUCCGCCCUCGUUAUUGAAGCCUGCUUUAUCGCUGUUUUCUUCACUGAGUGUGGGCAAGAGCGUCAAGAAGAAGCCGUCGCCUUUGUCUGUGCCGCCUCUGCAGACCUCGCCGCCCAGUCCGUUCGCACGUUCUCCAUCUCAUGCGAGGAAGCGUUCUUUGGCGUCAAGUCCGGGGGAUGACCACGCGACAGGACAAUCGUCAUCUCCAUCUCAAGUUCAGGCGUCUCCGAGGAUCAUCACGCGCCGCGUGUCGCUUGCCAAUCUUCGACCGUCUCAGAACCAGUCGCAGGAAACGGCGAUCCCUCCGCCGCCGCCGCUGGCGGGACGCCACCCACCGCCCUCGCCGCUGUCGCCUCGACAUCUAGGAUCUCCGCCACCUCUGCCCCAGACGCCGUCGCGGUCCCUUGCGCGUCGUGCGUCAUAUGCACAUCUCUCGAUUAGCAACGCAUCUGGAAUCGCACCAGUUGCUCAAAUUAAACCAACCUUGAUCCCAGCGACGCGAUCCUCGAUCACAGUUUCAGUUCCACUGUUAGGGCAGGGAGGGGCUCGUAGCACUACGAAUAGUCCGCCUCGCCUAUCGCCUUCGAGUUCGGUCGCCAAUCGACAGAUGCCGUCUGCAACUGCCCACCGCUUUGCCCGUCGUGCCUCGCAUGCACAAUUUCCUCAGAUUCCUCUGAGAAAACGGUCAGGGACUGUUGUAGGCCCCGCAGAGCCGCCUCCGCGCCCACCUCGCCAUUGCGAGCGUCAGAAACAGACUAGCAUCUCAAGUCUGUCAGGUCUAUCGAGUCCGUCAUCGCGGAAUAGCAGCAUCAGCGGUCGGAUGAGCAGUGCGAGCGGUAGUAGUUUCGGAGCGGUGUUAGGAUUCCAUGGGAUUGCUUCGGCAACAGCUGGAGAGGAGAGGGUGGCGAGCCGGUCGCCUAUCUCGCAAGCAGGGGCAGAUGGGGAUGCAGGUAAGGUUGAUACCAACCCCGUUUUACAAGGCUCUGAGGCUAUCCAUUUGGCGGAGGAUGCCGACGAAUCAGAUGCUGAGGAGCCCCGCAAUAUUAAUCCUCUCUUACCUUCUGACCACCACUGCGCCAACACCGGUGUCUCCACCAAAACCCUUGCGAUCAUCGAGUCGAACCGCAGCGUAGAUGGAGCCGAAGAGCUUGCCGCUUCCCUGCUCUCUGCCGCUCUCGCGAAUCCCGAGGCAGUGGACUCGCUGGUCGUCCCGAUCGUCCAAAUUAAGCCACAGGCGAACACGAUCCUCGUUACGGACGAGGACGCUGGAUACACCGACACCCCGUUCUUCCAUCUCGUCGAGAUACGGCUCAGCGAAGGGCUGGGAGAUGAGCUGCACGAGACGCAAUUGAAUAAGGCCAAGCAGACGGCCGUCGAAUCAUCGAAUAGCGUCCUUUCUGCGGCGCUCUUCUCGGCCAGCGUGCUUCAGAAUGGGCUCCUCAGCUCGAAGACGAUCUACGCUUUUGCCCGACAAGGGUUGCAACUUCCCGAUGAGAAGUCUGAAGAUGAGAGGAAGGAGAUUGUCGCCAUUGGAACGCUAUUACAGCUGCUCGUCGCUGGGAAGAUCUUGGUGGAGAAGCAGUUGGGUUUGGGCUUUGGAUUGGACAAGAUUGUUGCUGCGUUGGAGGUUUUGAAGGCGAACAAGACAAUUCAAAAUGCAAAGGGAGUUGAUCUCCUCGAGAAAACUGUCACAGCGUCCAAGAUUGGCUUCUCUGACCCUUUGUCGCCUGCGAACACAUGGAAAGCACUCUUCCCCUCUUCUCAAUCCGAUGAUAAUCCACCGUGCUUUCUUUUCUUGCUGGACGAAAUUGUCCCAACGCCCAAUUUAGAGCCCUCCUUCCUGAUCUUGAGUCCCCACAAGCCAUCUCGUUCAAUCGUCUCACCCACGACCACUCGGAUGCCAACAGAUGCCAACCUCACAUUCGCUAGACUGGAUUGGUAG
Cyclocybe aegerita is the source of this 4359-nucleotide messenger RNA. Lineage: Eukaryota; Fungi; Basidiomycota; Agaricomycetes; Agaricales; Hemipholiotaceae. The record is from the annotation of a GenBank genome assembly.